Messenger RNA from Cricetulus griseus (Chinese hamster), 1090 nucleotides. NCBI's taxonomy places the organism in Eukaryota, Metazoa, Chordata, Mammalia, Rodentia, Cricetidae. The record is from RefSeq and is a predicted model, not a curated record.
CUCAUCGCCCUCAUAGUGGAGCAGCUCAAGAGCCGUGGCCUGUUCGAUAGCUUCCGCCGGGACUGUCUGGCCGACGUGGACACCAAGCCAGCUUACCAGAACCUGAGGCAAAAAGUGGAUAAUUUUGUGUCAACACAUCUGGACAAACAGGAAUGGAAUCCUACAAUGAACAAGAACCAGUUGCGAAAUGGGCUGAGGCAGAGCGUGGUCCAGUCAGGCAUGUUGGAAGCAGGAGUAGACAGGAUCAUUUCUCAGGUGGUGGACCCCAAACUAAAUCACAUCUUCAGGCCACAGAUAGAGCGAGCAAUCCACGAGUUCCUGGCAGCCCAGAAAAAAGAAGCUAUGCCAGCUCCCCCUCCAGAACCUGAAAGCCAGGAUCCUCCAGCGCCAUCCCAAGACACUUCUUAAGAAUAUGCCUGAUACCUUUGGAAAACUCCAUUUAAUGAAGAAACGAAAUGGAUUCCUGAUUCAUAUGAAUAUAACUUGAGUCGACCAUGUCACUAUACUGAUGUCAAGAUUUUGGCCUUGACUGGGGUGGUGUACACAUUCUAUGGAAAGCUCAUGCAUUGUGCCACCUUUGACCAGCCUGUCCGAGGGUCUGACCACAGUAGACACUACAGAGGUUUAAGCACUACAUGACCUGGGCUAUCCUGAACAAACCUCUACACUUGAACACAGACCCUGCAUGUGGAUGUUAGCGCUUGUGCUCUGCAGUAUGCAGAAGCCAGGCUGCAGCAAGCCGGUCAGGACAGCAAAGGGCAAUGGGAGCAGCUGAUAUUGUUGCUAGAGUUACAGGCUGGAAUGCGCAGCAGUUAGCGUCAGUAGCCCUAAGGUUGUUGUGACCUCCUUGUGCUUGGAGAUUUUAGUGGUUUUCUUUCUCUUGUCAGAGGUAGCUUGGAGCCCUGGAGUGAGUGAGUUAAGUUGAGACUUGGGGACAAGGAAAGCCCCACUGUCUCUGUCCUAGCGUCUCACUAGCCGCAGGGGCAAGCGAGUCACUCUGGAUGUGGUGCUCAGUUCUCAUGUUUGUUUUUAGAAGAACAACCGUUAAUAAAUAGCAGAUGUUUUACAAUAAAGUCAUUUGAUGAUCUUU